CGGGAUGCAGAAGCGAUGGAGCCCCGCGAGCAGCCCGGCGGGGCCCGGGGAGCCGGAGCCGGAGCCGGAGCCGGAGCCGGAGCCGGAGCGGGGCCGUGCGCGCUGUGCCAAGAGCGGGCGGACGGGCGGGCGGCGCCGCCGCCGCACUCCGGGCACCGCGUCUGCAAGCGGGGCCCCGGACACCUCGCGGAAGCCGCUCGGCCGCCGCCGCCCUCGGCCGCCCCGCAACCCGGCGCCAUGGAGGCCGGCGCGGCGCUCCCCGCGCGCCACGGCGACGGCCGGAGAAAGAUGGCGGCGGCCGUGGCGGCGGCGGCGGCGGCGACCGCGACCGCUUCGCACGCAGCGCUGACGCCAAUGGCCCGCGCCGGCCGGAGGGCCGCGGAUGGGGGCGGCGGUGGCGGCGGCGGCCCGGGCUCCGGCGAGGGGCGGGGCGAGGCGGCGAGGGGGCCGGCCCGAGGCGGAGGCGGAGGCCGGGCGGGCGUCUGGAGGGAGGUGGCGGCGACGGUUUGUUGGGCUCGGAACAUGGCGGGCGUCGGCGACGCGGCGCUCGCGGGAGAAGGCGGCGGAGGUGGCGGCGCGGACGGGUCGGAGCGGGACGGCCGUGGCCCCGGGGAGAAGCCGGGCGGCGGACACGGGCCCCCGCCGGCGCCGCAGCUCACGGAGACGCUGGGCUUCUACGAGAGCGACCCGCGGUGGGAGCGGCGCCGCGGCCGCGCAGAGCUUUCAUUAUUGAGGUUCCUCAGUGCUGAACUAACCAGAGGGUACUUCCUUGAACACAACGAGGCCAAGUACACAGAAAGAAGAGAAAGAGUAUACACUUGUCUGCGGAUACCAAGAGAACUGGAAAAGCUCAUGUUCUUUGGGAUCUUCCUGUGCCUGGACGCCUUCCUCUACGUGUUCACCCUGCUCCCUCUCAGAGUCUGCCUGGCUCUGUCCCGGCUCUUCACACUGCCGUGCUAUGGCUUACGGGACAGACGUCUACUUCAGCCUGCCCAGGUGUGUGACAUCCUGAAGGGUGUCAUUCUGGUCGUCUGCUACUUCAUGAUGCACUAUGUCGACUACUCCAUGAUGUACCACCUGAUCCGGGGGCAGUCAGUCAUCAAGCUCUACAUCAUCUACAACAUGCUUGAGGUAGCUGAUCGUCUGUUUUCAUCAUUUGGUCAAGAUAUACUGGAUGCUCUCUACUGGACAGCCACCGAGCCCAAGGAGAGGAAAAGAGCCCACAUUGGGGUGAUCCCACACUUCUUCAUGGCCGUCCUCUACGUCUUCUUGCACGCGAUCCUGAUAAUGGUUCAAGCAACGACUCUCAACGUAGCCUUUAACUCCCAUAACAAGUCACUGCUUACGAUCAUGAUGUCAAAUAAUUUUGUUGAAAUUAAAGGAAGUGUAUUCAAGAAGUUUGAAAAGAACAAUCUUUUUCAAAUGUCAAAUAGCGAUAUUAAGGAACGAUUCACAAAUUAUGUGCUCCUGCUGAUAGUGUGUCUAAGGAACAUGGAGCAGUUUUCUUGGAAUCCAGAUCACCUCUGGGUGUUGUUUCCAGAUGUCUGUAUGGUGAUUGCGUCAGAAAUCGCCGUGGACAUUGUCAAACAUGCCUUUAUCACCAAGUUCAAUGACAUCACUGCAGACGUCUACAGUGAAUAUAGAGCCAGCCUCGCUUUUGACCUUGUGAGCAGUCGACAGAAAAAUGCAUAUACAGACUACAGUGAUUCUGUCGCCCGGAGGAUGGGGUUUAUUCCUCUCCCACUAGCUGUUUUACUCAUCAGAGUUGUAACAAGCUCCAUUAAAGUGCAAGGAAUCCUGUCCUAUGCCUGUGUCAUACUCUUCUACUUUGGGCUGAUAUCCCUGAAGGUGCUGAACAGCAUCGUGCUGUUGGGGAAGUCGUGCCAGUACGUGAAGGAAGCCAAGAUGGAAGAGAAGCUGUUCCACCCUCCCCCUGCCAGCACUCCAGGCAAAGCAGCCGGCAAAGCACAGAGCAAGUGCAAGCCCUCCCCAGAGGAAACCCUGUCGGCCUCGGUCACCAGCCAGCCCCCUCACGCGAAGGAAAAUGUCGUCCCCUUACUCGUGACGAGCAGCUCUGACCAGUUCCUGACGACGCCCGAUGGGGACGAGAAGGACAUCACGCAGGAGAGUCCGGAACUGAAGCACAGAUCCUCCAAGAAAGACUUGCUGGAGAUAGACAGGUUCACGAUCUGUGGGAACCGGAUUGACUGAGCCCAGCAGCUCCGGGCAGCGGGCGUGGGGCUGCCGGCUCAGACACACGCGACAAAGGGCACUUAAAAUAUUUAUUUAAAAAACCUAAGUUAUUCAUGGGAAUCGAACCUGACUGUCUUCCGGCCGCGCAGUGGGCGUGGUGGGCCCGGAGCCCGGGCCACAGAGCAGCGGGGCCUCCAGGCAGGACUCGGGGAGAAUCCGUGGGUCCAGCCGCCCUCCUGCCAGCCCUAGUGUGACUGACUCCGCUCUGUCCACCUGGGCUUCCAGAACACUGACUAUUUCCUCGAGGCCUCUGCAGUAUAAGGAUGAACCUGGAAAACUGUGAAGCUUCUGCCAUGCCAUGACCUUUUCCAGUCUCCGCCUGCUCUCACAAACAGUUCUCCAGCCCAGUCGCAUCUGCCAAGCAUCAGACAGAUACGAAGUCAACGAAGGGCGAAGGUCCGAAGCGCCAGGAUGCUCCUUGGGGAUGUGUCUGAGCUCCUCAGGAUAAAAGGCUCCCUAAAACAAGGCAUGGUGAAUAGUGGCAUCUUGGAGGAGAAUGGCAACGUCCCCAAGCCAUUUUUUGUAUUUAAAAUGCAGAUCAGUCUAUGAAGGUCCCUGAGAAGAUGUUUCCUAAUUUGGGGGAGUUUAAUCCUUAAGUCAGAAUGUGAGCUGUGUAUUAUUUAAUUGCAGCGGAUAAACUAGAAAUUCCCUGAGAAAGAGGCACUUUUUUAAAAAAAUAUAUAUAUAUAUACUGAAUAAGCAGAGCAGUGUUAAUUUUAAUGUCUAGUUAACUGGUUUCACUUUAAAACUAAUUGCUUCAUGAAUGGUCACAGAGAUUGGACGUGAAAUAGGCAAAGGGACUAUCACUACGGAAUGUGUUGCGUUCAACUGGGUUUUUAGAGUUCAAGAUUUUUUAAUUGCUGCUCUCAGUAGAACAGGUAGCCUCGCCUUGCCUGGACUCACAAAACGCAGCCAUCUCUCUGUUUGGGAUGUCUUGGGGUGCCUGUCCAGGGCGGGUCUCUUGUCACGUGGGGGAGCUGUGACUGUGGGGGCCCUGUGCAGGGAUGGGCAGGCAUGUUGGGAGGGUGUCUGUGGAAUGUCUGGAUGCAGGGGAAGGGGGGCAGUUUGAGUGUGGGGCAGCAUCUGAGUGCAGAUGUCGAGAACAACCAAAAGGUGCUUGUUGGUUUUGUCUGUGAUGAGGAUUUCACUUCUGUUUGAGAACUCCUCUGUGUCCUGUGUCCCCUGACAGGUCUGCCCAGCUCCUCCCACCUGCAGAAAGUUUUCUGCGUUUCCAUUAAACGUUCACAGCAUCUCACAUUAGAACGGCCAGCUGUGACUGUUGUCUGCUCUGGUGUUUUCAUUUCAAAGUUCAGCUCUUGUGCCAGUGUUUUCAGGCAGCGGACAGACAGAAUAGAAAUCUGAGGGCAUUUUGUCUGUUUCCUGGGUGAAAUUUAAGGGAAGCUUUAAUACUCCGAGUUGUUGGCUUCAGAAACAAAAGUCUAUAUGAAUGUUUUGCAUAAACCAGAAUCAUCUGAAGAGUAUUGUUCAAAGAAGGUAAAAGAGAAAAGUAUAGAAUGCUUCUGUGAAACUAGCAAAAUACUAGCAAGUAUUUUAAGUUAAAAAUGAAGUUUUAAUUGUUUUAUGUAUGUUUCAAUGAAGCUCCUGUAAAGUUUUGUUAUUUUGUUGUUGUUGUUUACCACCUUCACCACUGAAAGGAGCAUUUUCCACAGGAAAGGGGGAAAAGUUUGUGGAAAUUGUUGCCAAAACUGGCCCUGAAUGGGGCAAGAACAUGGUUCGGGUAAACUUUGUAGCUCAGCUUGAAUUACUAUGUUUUUGUGCUGUUUUUUUUCAGGAGGUCUUCAUUUCGUUUUGGGAGUUUGGAAGGAUGCUCAUCUCUUCUGUUAAAAAUGGCAUUCAAUACUAAUUUUAUAAGUGCAUCUUGUGUGAAACUCAAUAAAUUUCAAUUUUGUAAUCUUUUCUUAAAAAAAAAAAAAAUCACUGGAUUUCUUUUACAAACCUUUACCCUUCUGUCUGAGUGAUUCUCCCUUGCUAGUAAAGAAUGCAUUUUAGUUUUCAGAUGACAGAACUAAUGUGAAUUAGUCGGACUUCACUGUGACACCACGUCUGAUUUUUGUCUGUGAGAAAAGCAGACAGGCUGAGUCUUCAUCAAAGACCAGCUAAUAUCUCUCAGCAGAUGAAGGUCCUUGCGCAUCACAAGUAUCAGUGUCAGGAGAUGUGCUUUUUCACACCUGGGAGUCAAGUGCAAGAUGGUGCUGUACUUUAAAAAUGAAGACUAAGGUCCAGAGUAGACUAGAAAUAAAAACGCCAAGCAUCAUGCAAGUGCUUGUCCAAAUUUUCUCACA
Messenger RNA from Erinaceus europaeus (western European hedgehog), 4556 nucleotides. It is a transcript of the gene TAPT1, whose product is annotated as transmembrane anterior posterior transformation 1. Gene Ontology annotation, cellular component: endoplasmic reticulum membrane; ciliary basal body. The coding region runs from base 16 to 2211 and encodes 731 amino acids. Lineage: Eukaryota; Metazoa; Chordata; Mammalia; Eulipotyphla; Erinaceidae. Gene Ontology annotation, biological process: positive regulation of cilium assembly; maintenance of protein localization in endoplasmic reticulum. The record is from RefSeq and is a predicted model, not a curated record. The transcript has 14 exons.